Podospora pseudocomata is the source of this 207-nucleotide messenger RNA. RefSeq lists its product as uncharacterized. The transcript has 2 exons. Bases 1 to 207 code for a protein of 68 amino acids. Lineage: Eukaryota; Fungi; Ascomycota; Sordariomycetes; Sordariales; Podosporaceae. The record is from RefSeq and is a predicted model, not a curated record.
AUGAGCUACUGCUUGGCUCCAUAUUUUACUGUCUCCUCACACAUCUUUGAUCGUGUAUCAGCUUCAUUCGUGUCAAUAUAUGCGAAGCAGUGGAUGAACAACCUCGCUAUGAAUGGUCCAGACUACGCCACACUGCAACCUAACCACAAGAGCUUGCUACGAGUUAUGUUCGCAUUGAUAAUCCCUUUUAUUGAGAAUGGCGGGUAG